This is a messenger RNA of Planococcus citri (citrus mealybug), 2076 nucleotides long. RefSeq lists its product as uncharacterized. Gene Ontology annotation, molecular function: DNA binding; DNA-directed DNA polymerase activity; nucleotide binding. NCBI's taxonomy places the organism in Eukaryota, Metazoa, Arthropoda, Insecta, Hemiptera, Pseudococcidae. The record is from RefSeq and is a predicted model, not a curated record. The transcript has a single exon. Gene Ontology annotation, biological process: DNA replication. The coding region runs from base 1 to 2076 and encodes 691 amino acids.
AUGCAGUAUUGUGUCAAGAAUACGAUCAAACCAGUGACCAUUUGUACAGGUAGCAAGUUAAUGGAACUAAAAAUUGCUCACCUAAACCUCAGAAUUAUUGACAGCCAUAAUUUUGUACCAUCACCAUUAUCGGCAUUCCCAGAAACUUUUGGAUUGGAUGAAUUGAAGAAAGGUUACUUUCCUCAUUUGUUCAAUACAAAAGAAAACGAAAAUUACAUGGGUCCAAUGCCACCCAUUUUGAGCUAUUUACCUAAUAAAAUGAAAGAUGGUCCCCGUGAGACUUUCAUUAAGUGGUAUAAGCAAAAAUGGGCUGAAAAUUACCAAUUUGACAUGAAGAAGGAGCUCUAUGAAUACUGCAGCUCAGAUGUUGAUAUUCUUAGACGAGGUUGCUUAAGUUUGCGCCAAACCUUCUUGGACAUUGCCAACAUCGACCUGUUUAGUGAAUACAUAACCAUCGCUAGUGUAUGCAUGGCAAUAUACCGCAGCAGAUACUUAGACCCAGAAAGUAUUGCGAUCGUAUUGAAAGAGAUCCGUGACCAGUUUUCGAAAGUUUCUAUUGGCUGGUUGGAAUCUUUUAAUAAUGAUAAUAUUGCCCAUGCUACCAACGGCGGAGAGGUCCAAAUUUGUGGAGCUAAGGUUGACGGAUUCGACUCCACUACCAACACGGUGUACCAGUUUCACGGUUGUUUCUGGCAUGGAUGCCCUGAAUGCUUUGACGAUGACACGAUUAAUCACGUCACCAACGAACGCAUGACGGAUCUGUACCAGAAGACCAUGGGUCGCACAGAACAACUUGAAGAAGCUGGAUAUACUGUGGUGGAAAUGUGGGAGUGUGCCUGGAAAAAGAGCAGGGAAUUCCGUCAAAACCGAGCUAACAAUAACGACCAGAUUAUUGACCUGCUGAAUCCUCGUGAUGCCUUCUUCGGAGGUCGUACAGAAGCGUUCAAACUGCAUAAAACAGUCGAUGGUAACAUGGAAAAAAUCAAAUAUGUUGACGUCUGUUCUUUGUAUCCGACGGUAAUGUAUUAUGAUGACUAUCCAAUCGGACACCCUGAGAAAAUAAUUAAUCCUCCAAGCUUUGAUCCUGAUUGGUACGGAUUUAUUAAAUGCAAGGUUGUAGCUCCCAAGGAUUUGUAUAUUCCUACACUUCCUGUGCGAGUGAAAAUGGAGAAAAGCGAUAAAUUAUUAUUCCCACUGUGUCUGAAGUGUGCCAAAGACAAGCAGCGCCAAUGUACGCACAGUGAUUCUGAACGAGCUUUCGUUGGUACUUGGUGUACGCCUGAAGUGAAUAAAGCUAUUGAAGUUGGGUAUAAAGUGCUCGAAGUUUACGAAGUUUGGAAUUUUGAGAAGGACAACUGCUUAUGGAAAGGUUACAUUAAAGAUUUUCUUAAAAUGAAACUGGAAAGCAGUGAGCACUCGUACCCGACUAAAGAAGCUUACGCUGAGGCUGUAAAACGAGACCAAGGCAUUGAACUAGACCAGAACAAAAUCGCUUACAACCCAGGAAGAAGAGCCGUUUCUAAAUUAUGCCUAAACUCGCUUUGGGGUAAAUUUGGACAACGUGACAACCUGGGUGUAACCGAGUUCAUUACCGAUCCGUGUAAAUUUUAUGAUAUUCUACUGAACGAUCGCCUCACAAAUAUCCAGGUUAAUAUUUUGUCUGAUGAUAUGAUUCAGGUGAAUUAUAAAUACAAGGAUGUUUUUGUUGAGGAUAACUUUAACACCAAUAUUUACGUGGCAGCUUUUACAACUGCAAAUGCCCGAUUGAGACUUUACGACCUACUGCACAAAUUAGACCAGGCUGUUUUGUAUUGCGACACUGACUCGAUAGUCUACGUUGACAAUGGUAGAAAUACUGUACCAACUGGUGACUUGUUGGGUCAGUGGACAGACGAAUUGAAAGGCGCUUACAUCACUAAAUUUUUGAGCACAGGCCCCAAGUCGUACCAUUACAUUACCAGCAAAGGUAAACAAGUUAUAAAAGUUAAAGGAUUCACUCUACACCACAAGAAUGCAAAACUGAUCAGCGGUGAGUCGAUGGAAAAGUUACUUUUCGGUGAAAUUAAGGAAAUCUAA